GUCCGCCAACGCCCGAUGGCGUUAGCGAGAGAAGCACUGUGAAACGAACUCGUGCUCGUCCAAGGGCCGAGUCACAACGUCCAGGGGACUUCUGAACUGCUCAAACAGCUACCAAGUUUAGCCUUUUCUCCAUGUCUCGCUCUAAUGAGCAGCCCUUCAGCAUAUCAAUCCCAGAUGCCGAGCUUGAGCUGCUGCAUGAGAAGUUGCGGCUGGCUCGCCUUCCCGACGAACUAGAUGAAGCAGGUUGGGCAUACGGGGCUCCUCUCGCUGACAUCCGUCGCCUUGUCGAGCAUUGGCAAAGUGGGUAUGACUGGCGGAAGGCGGAGGCGGAAAUCAACGCAAUCCCCCAGUUCACGAGAGACAUCGAGGUGGACGGAUUCGGCACGCUGAACAUUCACUAUAUCCAUCAGCGAAGUGCGAUAGAGAGCGCUGUGCCUCUGCUGUUCGUUCACGGAUGGCCAGGACAUUUCCUUGAAGUGCGGAAGUUGUUGCCGUUGCUGACUGAGGCGUCGGAGGACCAUCCGAGCUUUCAUGUGGUUGCCAUCAGUCUGCCAGGCUACGGGUGGUCCGAGGCACCGAAAAGGAAGGGUUUCAAAGGGCCCCAAUAUGCGGAGGUCGCGAACAAGCUGAUGCUCGCUCUUGGGUAUAAUGAAUACGUGGCCCAAGGCGGCGAUUGGGGAUAUUUUAUUUGCCGGAUGCUCGCAUCGGAAUAUGGUCAGAAGAGUGUAAAGGCGUGGCACACGAAUUCCCCUUUCACUGGUCCGCCAAGUGUUUUCGAACAGCCAUUGCGGUUCAUUGCCUCUGUAGGCUCGCUCCUGAUGCUGCCGUUCUCUCCGGCCGACCGCGCUGCACUGCAGCGUACGAAAGAACUCCAAGAGAAAGGCUUUGGAUAUUUCAAGGAGCAGUCUACGCAGCCUCAGACGCUCGGAUACAGUCUAGCUGAUUCGCCCGUUGGUCUGCUGGCAUGGAUAUACGAGAAACUAGUUACUUGGACUGACAACUACCCGUGGGAUGACGAUGAAGUUUUGACGUGGAUAUCUAUAUAUUGGUUCUCAAGAGCAGGCCCAGCUGCAUCCAUCAGGAUCUACUUCGAGACGACGCAGAAUGGAGAUUUGAUGCCAGAGGCAAAGUGGAGCCCGAUUCCACUCGGUAUCUCAUUCUUCCCAAAGGAGCUGGUCGUGGUACCCAAAACAUGGGCACGGGGAAUCGGGAAUGUCGUUUUUGAGUCUGACCACGACAGCGGGGGUCAUUUUGGGGCUCAUGAGCGGCCCAACGAGCUCGCAGCUGACCUCCGUAAGCUGUUCGGCAAGGGAGGGCCUGCCUUUGGGGUUGUGCCAGGUGCCACUGGGUAUGCUUGAAGGGUGCUGUGCAGGGUGAUGAGUCGCUGGCCUUGACCGACCUGUCAGUCAUUCUAGGGGCAAUGCGGAUAUGUCUUAUUUCGAGCUGUGACCGAGUCAAUGUUGUCAAAAUGUCAUUGUCGACGUGGCGCCGCAUGAGUAUCAAUUUCUCAGAUAUCUAUCAGGCGUAGGUCGUUGCAGCCCCGGAUUCCUCCAUCGCCCAUCGGGCUGCUAGUCUGCCUUGCGCUGAGCACGAACAAGCAUAAGUUUGAUGAACGUUGCAGGGUCUCCCCGCUUCAGUCCAAACGCUGUGCGAUCCC
Molecule: messenger RNA, 1657 nt
Organism: Laetiporus sulphureus 93-53
Lineage: Eukaryota; Fungi; Basidiomycota; Agaricomycetes; Polyporales; Laetiporaceae
Product: alpha/beta-hydrolase
Exons: 8
Coding region: 132-1358 (408 amino acids)
Biological process (GO): epoxide metabolic process
Molecular function (GO): epoxide hydrolase activity
Source: RefSeq, a predicted model, not a curated record